GGAAGUGACCUCAGCUAGUGGAAAAGAUGGAGGAAGAUGUGGGGAAGUGAGUGAAGCGGAGCGCCCUGUAUGUAGUGUUGUUAGUAGUAACCCGUGUAGCUGCAGGUGUGUGUGGGACAGAGGAUGCGGCACGGAGAUUUCAGGUUAGAAUAAGUUAGCAGGCUGCUGAUCCCUGCUAACUACAAGCAUCCUCGUUGCGCACCAUCCAACCACGGCGGCACACGUGAAGCCCACUGUGUGCAGAGUCGUCGUCUAUUUGCAGAGAGAGAUGUCAGGAGAUACUUGCUUAACAGCUGUGUGCCCGGCCUCUGGAGCCAAACCAAAAACCUACAGCUUCAAAGGAGGAUGCUUAGGAAAUAAGUAUAUCCGGCUGAAUGUCGGAGGCUGCUUGUAUUAUACUACAGUGCAGGUGCUCACAAGACACGAUACUAUGCUCAAAGCUAUGUUCAGUGGGCGCAUGGAGGUUCUGACAGACAAGGAAGGUUGGAUUCUUAUUGACCGUUGUGGAAAGCAUUUUGGAAGCAUUUUAAACUAUCUUCGAGAUGAUACCAUUACUCUUCCUAAAAGCAGACAUGAAGUCAAGGAGUUAAUGGCUGAAGCCAAAUAUUACCUCAUUCAAGGCUUGGUAGAUAAGUGCCAAGCAGCACUACAGGAUAAGAAUGAUACAUAUGAGGCAGUCUGCAAUAUUCCUAUUAUUACAUCUCCCAAAGAAGAAGAGAAGCUUAUUGAAUCCUCUGCCAAGCCAGUGGUAAAGCUGCUGUACAACAGAAGCAACAACAAAUACUCUUACACCAGCAAUUCAGAUGACAAUCUCCUGAAAAACAUUGAACUAUUUGACAAGCUUUCCCUCCGCUUCAAUGGUCGUGUCUUAUUUAUUAAGGAUGUGAUUGGUGAUGAAAUUUGCUGCUGGUCAUUCUAUGGUCAGGGUCGAAAGUUAGCAGAAGUCUGCUGCACUUCAAUUGUUUAUGCCACAGAAAAGAAGCAAACAAAGGUUGAGUUCCCCGAGGCACGCAUCUAUGAAGAGACUCUAAAUGUUCUGCUGUAUGAGACCCCUCGAGUCCCUGACAACUCCUUGCUAGAAGCCACUAGCCGCACCCGCAGCCAAGCGUCCCACAGUGAAGAUGAUGAAGGUUUUGAGCUUCGUGACAGAGUGCGUCGUAUUCAUGUAAAGCGAUACAGCACCUAUGAUGAUCGACAGCUUGGUCACCAAUCAGCUUACAGAGACUGACCCUGCGGUGAUGAGCUUUUAAGAAAUGUGGUGAAGAUGUUCUUUGCCUGGAGACUAUUUUUAUUUUAGCCUGACCCUUUUUGUGGGAGCUGACAUAUUUAAUUGUCUUAAAUUUGGAUUUCUUGAACCUCAACCACUCGACAGAAUAAAGUGUAGAGCAUUUCCAUGUGCUGCUCUCUAUACAAAGAGACUCUCUCAGUCAAAUCAAAUGAAAAUAUAUAAAUGCAUAUAUAUUUAAUCAUUUUGUAAAUUUCUGCAGUUUCCUGAUGUGAGGGUAACAUUACAUGUGUCCAGUGUUUUGCUUCUAGGCCUGGGAUAGUGCAACUCAGCUGGAUGUUUAGGGUCAUGAAGGGGAAACACACUGGAGGCAAGAAUGGAAUGCACAGAAAUGUGUAAGUGACAUAACAUUUCAGGGAGAAGAACGGCACAUUUCACAAAAAAGUACUGCCCCUAAAACACUCUGCCUCUAUCAUGCUUUUAAGAAGUGACUUAAAACCGGGGUGCUCAUUUGCUGAACAUAUUGACAAAUGUUUGGCAUCAGUAUGUUUAUGCUUCUAAGCCCGCCUUUAACCAAUCAUUUUUAUAGUUGGAUUCUAAAUAGUAGUUUUUAGCUUUUAUUUUCCCUUAAAGUAACAUAAAGUGAAGGGGCAUAGGGAACUCCACACAGAAACCCCUUUCUGCACAUUGGAAUUUAUAGGUUAAAGGGGAGCUUCCAUAUUGCAGUACAAAAUAUUCAUCGCAGACUAGUACAACAGUUAUUCUUGCUUUAUAUUAUAACUGUUAUAAGUUCAGAUAUGCUGACGUGGAAUUUUCUGUGCAGAUAAUAGGCAUUGUUUUUUGGCCCCAAAAUUUGUAUUUAACCUACAGAAUGUUUUUGUAUGUGUUUUUGUUUUUUAUUUUAUUAUUUUAACCCAGGGGUUUUUUGGGAGCAUUAGAUGUUCCCACAACCUUUACUCUAACCUACUGAGAGGGCUUUCUAGGUUUUACUUUUAACUUAUGUGACAAAGCAGACAUUGCAACUAUGUUAUUAAAUGAUACUGAUUUUUAGUUUUGUUAAAAUCUUUAUAUACCAGUAACAGCCAAAUGCUCCCUAUAUAGACUGGGUUUACUCUGCACUCUUCUUA
Molecule: messenger RNA, 2352 nt
Organism: Xenopus tropicalis (tropical clawed frog)
Lineage: Eukaryota; Metazoa; Chordata; Amphibia; Anura; Pipidae
Gene: tnfaip1
Product: TNF alpha induced protein 1
Exons: 7
Coding region: 269-1228 (319 amino acids)
Biological process (GO): protein ubiquitination; protein homooligomerization
Cellular component (GO): cytoplasm; endosome; nucleus
Source: RefSeq, a predicted model, not a curated record